GUGCUCAAAGCCGUGGAACUACCAUGCACACAGGAUCCAUGUGAGAACAGAACUGCACAUACAAACAAUAGCUCUGCUCUACCGUUGUAGCAUCAUUUGCUAAACACGACAAGCGCAGUAGGAUUGUGAAUUAGAUGCAAUUUGUGAAGAAUCAGUAGGUCACCUAAUAACUGCCAGUUUUUUUCGUGCAGUUUGAAUUUUCUUCUUUAUCUGGAUACUCAAGUGAAACAAUCAUGGUUGCGAUGACGAAAAGAGUGAAGGUCCUCGAGAUCGUCUUCAACGAUCCGUCGAAAACUUUUUACUGCAGCGGGGACAAAGUCGCUGGGAAGAUUAUUGUAGAAGUGUCCGAGGUUACUAGAGUCUCGGCCAUGAGGGUCCUUGGAAUCGGAUGCGCCAAAGUGGAGUACGCAAAAGGAAAACAGAGAUGCCGUGAGGAAAUCGACUACCUGAAGUAUGAGGAGGUUGUUCAUCUGGAUGACCAUCCAGCUGACUCUGAUGGCUCGGUUAUCCUCAGACCAGGCAACAAAUAUGAGUACACCUUUGGAUUUGAGCUUCCUCCACAAGGGCAGAUUGUGUCUUCCUACAAAGGCAAAUUUGGAUAUGUGCAUUACUUUGUGAAGGCUCUUCUGGAGAGACCAGCUCAGCCUGCCCUGGAGUGCAAGAAGCACUUUGAGGUGGAGGAGCCAAUUGAUGUGAACACCCCAGAUCUUCUGUCACCCACAGGUGGCAUGAAGGAGAAGAAAGUCACCUGCAUGUUCAUUCCCGACGGUCAGGUGUCCCUGAACGCACAGAUCGACAGACGCGGCUUCUGUGAAGGCGAAGAAAUCUGCAUCGAUGCCAAGUUUGAGAACACAUGCUCUCGUAUCGUUGUUCCCAAGGCAGCCAUUGUGGCCAAGCACACCUACCAGGCCAAUGGCAGGACCAAAGUCUUCAGACAGAAGCUAUCCUCAGUGCGUGGCAACCACAUCAUCUCAGGCAUGUGCGAUGCGUGGCAGGGGAAGACCAUUCGCGUGCCCAAGAUCAAGCCCUCCAUCCUUGGAUGUAACAUCAUCCGCGUGGAGUACGCUCUCAUGAUCUAUAUGCACAUUCCUGGCAGUGACAAGCUGGUUCUGGAACUCCCCCUGGUCAUUGGCACCGUGCCUUACAAUGGCUUUGGCAGCAGAACCAACAGCAUGAGCAGUCAGGAGGGCUCAGUUAGCACAGCAUCCGCUAGCUGGGUGUCCCUCCGCAUGCCUUCGGCACCACCGAGUUACUGCGACGUGACACGGGACUGCCGCCUGGACACACCCCUCACACCUCUGCUGGAUGACUACGAUGGUGGAGACAGCCCCAUCUUCAUGAAUACACCCCAGUUCCAGUUCCCACCUCUGCCAGCCUACUCUGAGGUUGAAGAGGAAUACAACGGCAAUGCUCGCAUGCUGCAAGUCUGUUGAACAGACAGACUGCACUUCUAGAACUCUUGGCCGUUAUAAAAGAGCCACUUUCUUCUCUAGGCACUUAUGAAUUUCACUUCAAAAGGAACAAAGAGAAAGACUGACAUUAGGAGAACUAAUGUUAGAUGAGAACGAGAAGGUGCGAAAAAGGUUUGAGGUCGAAGUUUGCUGAACGAGAUGAGACCGGGCGAGGAAGAGAGGAAGUCGAGGGCGAUUCCGGGACGAAGAAUCUGAAGUCUGUGCUUUUUCUUUUAUGUGCCUGCGCUGUUGACCAUACUGAAAUCUGGCAUUAUUUGCAUCUGAGGCAGUCAACGUUGGACCGUUGCUGUAAAGAGUCUCAGCGCGCCCAAUUUGAAAAUCCACAUUACUACGUGUGGUUUGCUGUAUUCCACUGUAUAAGCUGCUCCUCUUGAGAGAUGAGAUUACUGCUGAAAGUAAUGAGAAGAGGGAUCAUAUCAUAGCCAUGUAGACACUCCUAGACUUUUCCUUUUGGGGGCCAAGCAAUUUCUUUUCCGUCCCCAACUGACAAAAACAAGCUCUUAGCCCGUUUUUUUUUUAGCUCGUUUUUGUUGUGUCCGUCCUUGAUCAUGUUUUUAGAAUCAUUCCAUGGAAUUCCUAUUUUAUCUGUUUUGGGAUUUCAUUAGGCGAACCAGCUUUAGCACAUAUUCAUUCAUAUCUCUUUGAUUCUUUGGUAGAUUAUGUCAGGGACGCGAUGGAAAGUUUUGAACCGAUGUUAUCAAGGGACACUCAUGCAGGGUCCAUUUAUUGGUUUGUUACCAGUUUGUUUUGUUUUAUUUUUAAUUUCUUUUGUGAUGCACUUUCUUAUGGAUGCAACAUGCUCUAUAACUGCCUGCAGGAAAGAUACCUGUGUUUUAGGUUGUAGAUAUUUUUGUUGUCUCUGUUUUUGUCUAAGUCUUCCAAUGCUAUCCUUCCUGUGGGAUGAGCAUGCAAUUCACAUACAGUCCGUGUCACCAGGACCCACCACUGUAUUGUAUCAUAAACCUCAACUUGUCAAGGGCUUUUGCCGAUUCUUCCCUCGCUUGAAUGAGGGCUUACUAUAAAGGCCAUAAAGAUUCACUUGACACUACAAAGUGCCAAAGACUGGAGGCUUGCAUUUAGGCUUCAAGUCCGUACCACAUAUGUUGACAAGAAACCACACUUGUAUGCAAACAUUGUGAAUUUGGAUUUACUUUCGAUAACAUUUCACUUGAGUGACCAUGUUCUUCCUUACUGUGUGUUCUUGAGUGCUUAAUAACUGUUAUUGUAAGAGUGACCUGUGAGAGGAAAAAAUGCUUCAUGUUUUGUUUUCUCUUUUGUACGUAUAUCUUAUUGAAAACUAUUUUUUGUAUGAGACCCUGUGGGUUAGUUUUCAAAUAAAAUAUUGAAAAUGAUCCUUA
Molecule: messenger RNA, 2830 nt
Organism: Chanos chanos (milkfish)
Lineage: Eukaryota; Metazoa; Chordata; Actinopteri; Gonorynchiformes; Chanidae
Gene: txnipa
Product: thioredoxin interacting protein a
Exons: 6
Coding region: 234-1433 (399 amino acids)
Biological process (GO): protein transport
Cellular component (GO): cytoplasm
Molecular function (GO): ubiquitin protein ligase binding
Source: RefSeq, a predicted model, not a curated record